Molecule: messenger RNA, 627 nt
Organism: Echinostoma caproni
Lineage: Eukaryota; Metazoa; Platyhelminthes; Trematoda; Plagiorchiida; Echinostomatidae
Source: the annotation of a GenBank genome assembly
AUGCUUAGGCUUUCGUGCUCCUAUCAGACUUACGACUGGGGAAAACUGGGUCAUGAGAGCGAGGUUUAUGCUCUCUUAAGUGGUUGCACAGAAGAACCUGUUUCUGGAGAAGAUAUCCCUUAUGCGGAACUUUGGAUGGGAACCCACCUCUCCGGCCCAUCGAAUUUGUAUGGAAAUGCAAAAAAAUCACUGGCUACAUACCUUAUUGAGCAUCCCAAGUGUCUUGGUGCCGCUCUUGUGAAAUUCGGUCGAACGCUGCCGUUUCUGUUCAAGGUUUUGUCCGUUGGAAAAGCACUGUCGAUCCAGGCGCAUCCCAAUAAGGUAAAAUGCAUUGACUGUUUCUUAUUUAGGCACAAAUUCUUUUUGUCAAGUACCAUAGUUGUGUUCCGUUUUCCAUUUUUGCCGAAACGAUAUACCCCUAGAGAUACCCAAAUACAUGCAUUGCUACCCAGAACUUCGGAAGAUCCCAAUAAGUUCUCCAUUAUCAGGUUACUUCGUAGUACUAACAACGCGCGACUGAUUCGUACCAGUCUUAAGAUUCAUUUCGGCCCAACCUGGGAAAUUAAUGAAACGAAUAAUCCAUUUACCUCAGUAUCCAGUUUCAAACAUACAAUACCUGUGAUAUGA